AUGGAGAGCCAAAAGAAGCAUUUGCGGCAUGUUAUGCUUCAUUGCUUUAAAAAAGGCAAUAGUGCAAAGGACACUGCAGACGAGAUUUCCACCGUUUACAGGAGUGGCACUACAACUAUUAGGACCGUCCGCAAUUAGUUUAAGAAAUUUAGAGCUGGCAAUUUUGAGUUGAAAGAUGAAGACCGCAGCGGCCGCCCAGCAACAACGGAUACGGACAUUAUCAAGACUGUGCUCGCUGAAAAUCCGCGAUAUAGUGCGCGUGAGAUAGUGAAUGCCUAUACCAUUCCCAAGACAACGGUACAUGAGCAUUUAACCAAGAUGGGAUAUGCGAAUUGAUUUGAAGUUUGAGUUCCACACCUAUUGACGGACACCGGCCUUAUGAACCGCGUAUCUACGUGCGAUUUGCUUCUUCAGCGACACGAAAGAAAUCCUUUCUUAAAGAGUCUUGUCACUGACGAAGAAACAUUAGGUAGACUGGAAAGUAAUGUCGUUUUUGCAAUUUUAAAUCCUUGUUUAUCACACAACAGAUCGUUGAUUUUUAUCGGUUCGUACGAAGAGACGAAAAACGAAAGAGCAGAACAGCUAAACGUAAAAUCUACUCCAGAACCCGAACAAACUGGUGAAUUUGCGUCUACCGUAGUAAUUGAUAAAGACGUACAAUACACCUAG
Hylaeus volcanicus is the source of this 669-nucleotide messenger RNA. RefSeq names its product histone-lysine N-methyltransferase SETMAR-like. Lineage: Eukaryota; Metazoa; Arthropoda; Insecta; Hymenoptera; Colletidae. The record is from RefSeq and is a predicted model, not a curated record.